Molecule: messenger RNA, 2572 nt
Organism: Anastrepha obliqua
Lineage: Eukaryota; Metazoa; Arthropoda; Insecta; Diptera; Tephritidae
Exons: 11
Coding region: 507-2174 (555 amino acids)
Biological process (GO): regulation of DNA-templated transcription
Molecular function (GO): protein binding
Source: RefSeq, a predicted model, not a curated record
UGCGUUUGCUGAGUGAGGUUUUCGGCUGCCGUUACCGUUACCGUCCCGAGUUUUUAACUAUUUCAUAUUAGUUAUUUACUUCUUAGUUAGUUUACUUCUUCAACUUCGGCUUCUCAUCGCCAUUGCCGCUGUAGAGCAGAGCGUAUGCAAUAUGAAAUCAUUGCAAUAACAACAACAGCAUACACGUUUAUAUUUAUAUACUUAGUAACAUAAUAAACAAAAUUUAAAAUCCGCUCACCCCGGCGUAUGAGUAACCAGUAUACGUUGAGAGGCUGUUCAGAAGUGCCAAGAACAGUAUUUGCACAUACCGAUGAAGUAUUUUACGUAAUAACUAUAAAAGUUAAAGAAAAAAUUAAAAAUAGAGAUAAAGAAGGAAACAAUAAUCAAAACAAAAAGAAGCACAACAGUGAGGAAAAAUAAAUUCCAAAGUAGUAGAAAUACAAACAAAUCAACCGAAGCAACAUAACAAAUUUUGCGCCUUUAGCAAAAAUAUACAGAAAAGCAUCAUGGUGUCUCGCCGCAAAAUUCUUUCACGUUCUAGAGAUGAUCUGAAUUUGGAUCAGACUUUUAGUCCACAGGAAGAGGAGGAGGAUGUAUGGUAUCAAAAGGAUAAACUAUACAAGGAGCAUAUACAAGAAGUUCUAGACAAAUGGACACAAAUCGAUGAUGAGAUUUGGGCUAAAGUAAUUGUCUUCGAACGCAAUCGUCGUGUGGCGAAAGCGUACGCGCGAGCACCAGUGCUCACCAUAAAUGGCUCCGAUGAUGGUUUUGAUGGAAUGCGCAUCGGCUUAUGCGGGUUUGAUAAUCCAAUGCGCGAUCAAAAAACGGAGGAGUUUAAAAGGCACAUUGGGCAGGGUGUUAAAAUCAAAAUGGAUGACGCCGGUAAUAUACUUGUCCGUCGCUAUGCCAAAAGUAAUGUUUACAUUAAGAGCACAGCGAGCAGCUCCAACGAGGAGACAUCCAUUGGUGCCGACAUACUCAAAUUGCCAAAUCAAGCUUUGGAAAGCGAAAAAAUAGUCAAAUUAUUCGAUAUGAAAAAAUUUCAAUCAAAUGUAAAUCGUGAGCUCCGGCGUGCUUAUCCCGACCGUCGACGCCUGGAGACACAGUGCCUAUCUGUUUUGGCAUUUGUCAAAUCGGAGAAUGAUAUAUUAGAAUGUCCUAUUUGGGUGCUCAUUGUGAAUGUGGUCGCAAUGGAUAUGCUCAAAAGUAAAUUGCCACCAGUGCAACGCCCAGUGGUGGACAUUAAGAAUCGCCCUAGAAUUCCUAUACCCGAUGAGGAUCCUUACAGUGUGGCCGGCAAUGGCAGUGGCGGCAGCUCGGGCAGUUCUGGUUUUGGUGCUGGCAGCAAUUCGAGCCAUCAUCAGCAACAACAACAACAACAUUCAGCAGCUGCCUUGCACAGCAUGAAUGGCGCUGGCGGUAUCAAUGGUGGGCCAGCUGCCGCUGGUCAUGUGGCUGCCACACGUGAGCAGUUGCUGUUGCAGACACAACAAUUGGCACAUAAGCGCAGCGAAAAACCGCCAAAAUUGCCACCACGCGAUAAUAUAUACGCACAUGACAUCAUACCGAAGCCUGACUACGACGAUAUCGAAGUGGAUACCAGAAUCAAGUUGUCACGUGGCAAAUCAGACAAAGGCAAAGACAACAAGAAAUAUGAUGAUCCCUACUAUUGCGGUUUGCGUGCACGUGUGCCGAACUUUGUGAAAUCAUCAAAAUCCUCCAAGGAGCACAAGGAACACGCCACCAAUGGCAGCGUUUCUAACGGUAGCGUUAGCAACAGCAAUGGCAACUCCAACGGCAGCAACAUGAACACACUCAGCCAGAAAAAGACUUCUAUGCUACACAUGUCGAUGACGGCGCCAAAUUUGCAGCACGCAUUGCACGUGGCUCCCCCGCCACCACCACACAUGCAUCCACAUCACAUACAGCAGCAGCAAUUGAUGGCCGCCGCUGCAGCACAUGCAGUGCAUCAUCACCAUCCAGCAGCGACUGCGGCCGCACAUCACCAACAUCAUCUGCCACAGCAUCCCAUGUGGCAGGCGCGUAGCUUCGAGAGCGGCAUAGAUGCCGAUUUGAUUGAAUCACCAUAUAAUCACAUCUACGGUCGUUUACCGCUGCCGACGCGCGGUUAUGUGCCCACACCCCGCACCAUGUACAUCGGUGAAUGGGAUUGAUAGGGAAGGGAUAUACUGAGCAAAAAUAAUUUAAAGAGAAAACUGCACAUUGCUACAUAUACAACUAUAUGACUAUGCUGUAUACUUCAUUUUAUAUAAGUACGCUCUAUCUAUCUAUGUAUUAGAAUAUGCUUUAUGCAAUAUUAUUAACUAUUUAUAAGUGCACAUUAUUACAUAAGCAAUUGAGUAUGUAAGUAAAGUACUUGCGCAAUUUAAAGAAAAUUUACUAUAUAAGCACAUACUUACAUACGUUCAGUAUAAAGGAGAUGCUUGGAAAAUAUGGGUCCAGCGAUACGCGAUGUAGUAUAUAAAUAUGUACUUAAGUUCGUUGCAAACAAUAUAUUAUUUUUAUGUGGUUGAAAUGAAGAAGUGCUUAAGUUGAUUUAAGAAAAUUUUUG